AUGGCGCGGCCGCGGAUCGGUACGACCAGAAUCGGCAUGUCCACAGCGGAUGGCGUGCUCGUCGGCGAGGUGGCGGCCAUAACGCCGCCUGCGGUGCUCGAGACGGAGCUCCGUGCCAGGGACAUGCCGUGGGAGCUGGACCAGGUCCAGUCCUGCCCGCCGACGAGGCGGUCACGCAGAGCGUGGUCGUGCGCGACGGCAACACCACCGUUGACGACCCGCCGCGGGGAGCGGCGCGAUGCCCCAAGUUCUUCAGCGGGGGCGCGUCGGGCGUGGCGUCGCAGGAGAAGGUCGACGGCCGCUGACAGAUGGACCUGCUCAGCGACAGUGGAGCAGUUUGACAUGCUGCGCCACGUCGUGUGCCGCGUCUGGGAGGGCGAGGGCCUCGGCGCCAUGUUCGCGGAGACCGCGUCGGCGGACGCGAGCCUGGACGCGGCGGCUGCGGCGGCGGGGUGCAACGCCGUGGCCGACGUCCCGCUGCAGGCGGCUGUCUCGACGCAGGGCCCCGCGCGUAGUGCCACCGAUGGCGUCGGCGCCUGCGCGAGCGCCGACGCAGCGAAGUGGGUCCAGUCCCACACCCAGUCUCGGGAGAAGCUCCGCCGCGGCGGCACCCUCUCCCAGCAGGAGUGGCAAGCUUUCCACCAAGCCGUCGAGUCGGCUGGCCAGACGGCCAGCGAUGUGCAGGGCCAGUGCUGGCUGGGUAGCGUGGGGAUCGGUCAGUG
This is a messenger RNA of Prorocentrum cordatum, 722 nucleotides long. NCBI's taxonomy places the organism in Eukaryota, Dinophyceae, Prorocentrales, Prorocentraceae. The record is from the annotation of a GenBank genome assembly.